Messenger RNA from Ceratosolen solmsi marchali, 2514 nucleotides. RefSeq lists its product as uncharacterized. Lineage: Eukaryota; Metazoa; Arthropoda; Insecta; Hymenoptera; Agaonidae. Gene Ontology annotation, molecular function: cysteine-type deubiquitinase activity. Gene Ontology annotation, biological process: protein deubiquitination; G1/S transition of mitotic cell cycle. The record is from RefSeq and is a predicted model, not a curated record. The coding region runs from base 280 to 2496 and encodes 738 amino acids. The transcript has 4 exons. Gene Ontology annotation, cellular component: cytosol; nucleus.
CCGAUUAAAGUAAGUAAUGGGUCUGUAGUACGGAGAUAUUAUCGUUGUAUAAGGCACAUUUAAAAAGCAAUUUAAUGAUUUGUAAGAUCGCUCGGAGGCGGUAUGAAUUUGAAAGUUAAAAUGUUGGAACGACGGAACGACUGGGUGUUGAGAAUGGGAGAAUGGGGAAUUGGGACGCAGACGGCAUUUCCCGCCAACUCGUGUACACCGCCUCGACCUCGCCGAGUCCGCAAACAGAAGCAGCCAUCGUGAAGAGUUUCCCUUCAGCAAGCCGUCAACAUGUUGAGCGUGGCGCAAGCAGUUCACCAUCCGGAAACACCGGGAUCGGGGUCAAAACAUUCGGUGCGCCCUUGGUCUUCAGAAAGACCUAAUAUGCUCAAGCGUAGAAAGACAGAGUCGGAUUGUUGUGUUGUUGACAAGAAAUCGGCUAAGAGCUCAAUAGAGAAUUUAACAAAGUCUUUGAAUUUUAAUAAUCCAGAGAUAACUUUGACUCUCAUUCAUAAAAAUAACAAUCAAAAUGAAUUCAAGGAACUUUUACAUGGUAAAAUAAAGACAUCCCCGGUUAUUGAAAAGAAAGAAUCGACCGUUAAUGACAACAAGACUCAAGAAGAGAUAAAAGAGAGUGACAGAAUACCCACCAAUAUACCACCUGUAGUUAUUUAUUUUUUAGAGAAUUCAGAGGAAAUUCAAUUAACGAAGCUUGGUUCAAACGAGAAUAUAAAGUUAAUAAAUCAGAGUGAAAUUAAUAAUUCGGAAAUUGAGGAAAGUGAGCAAUGUCUACCUGAAUCCGUUGAAAAGUUGACCGAUACUUCGAAGCAAAAAAAUAACUUUCUUGAUUCAAAUUCAAUAGAACUUUCGGAAGUCACUAUCGAACCAUGCCCAAAUUUUAAUAAAUCCAAGUUAGUAGAGUCGCCGCUUCCUCCUACUUUGAACGAUUCUAAAGUACGAAAAAUUGUUAAAACUCAAACGAAGCUAGAAAAAGCCCAAGAAUUAUUAAAGAGAAAGGAACAGUCGAUAAGUAGGUCUCUUGUCUCUUCUAGCAUUAAUGAAACUCUCGAGACUAAUUUAAAAGUAACUUUUAAUUAUGAGGCUAAAUCUGACAUUUCUGAAACAGUUACGGAGUCAAACUUUGACUCAUCUAAUUGCAUGAAACAAACUUCUCUGUUCGAUGAAGAAUCAGAGCAUCAUGUACCUGUUUCGUCAAUCUCUGAUUUUGAACCUUUCAAUUUUGGAGUUUCUUGCGAUCAUUUUUAUGCAAACAACAAGGACAAACCAUAUUACACUACUGGAUUUCCAAAUCCACCGGGAGAAAAUAGAUGUUGGACUAACGCAACUUUACAAGCAUUAUUUACAUUACCUAUAAUCAGUAAGCUGAAUACCUUAGAUAUGCCUGAAUGCUCAAAAUUAAUAACGUCACUCAUUAAUAUACAAACACUUUGGCAUAAAGGAAAUACCGGUAGUCAUCAUUUUGACCAAAUAUUUUCCAUUUUUAAAGAAGAAUUAUCUACGCUAGAUAAGUUAUAUUCUUCCAAAGCUCAGCAAGAUGUUUCUGAGUUUGUCAUGAAUUUAUUAAAUUUUAUAAAAACCGAAUUUGAAAACUUAUUAAUAAAGGAAGUACAUAGCAAUGAAAUUGAAAAUAUACCAAAUAAUGAACAAGAUACACUUCCAAGAGCGCAAAGUAGUACAAACGACUCAAACAAAAGAUUACCCUUGGCUGAUAUUUCUGCUUUUGCUGGACAGCUUAGAAGUAAUAAUCUUGCUGCACAUAAUGGACAACAAGAUGUUUUAAAUGUUAAAGCAAAUACAUCGCCAAUAAAAUUAAAGCAGGAUAAUCAAAUUGAAAUAAACUCUAAUCCAAUCGAUGAAUACUUUUCACUGUUCAUGAUGGAAAACUAUGUCUGUGAUAAUUGUUCGAAACAAAGACAACAAAAAGUUGAAAAUUUAAUACUAUUUAUCGAUUUGCCAUCCGAAGAUCAUGGGACCACCGUCAAUUUAGUUGAUUUAAUUAAUACAACAUAUGCUUUGGAACAGAGACAUAUGACAUGCGAGUCAUGUAAGCAUGAUGUGCACAGCAUGGUAACAAAAUUGAAAAAACUUCCUAAAAUUCUUAUAGUCCAAGUAAAACGAUACGAAAUGACAAAAGACGGAAUAAUAACAAAAAAAUGUACUUUGGUUGAUAUCCCAAAACUGCUGAAACUUAAUUCUCUUGUAAUCAACAACGAUGAAGAGUUUAAUCAUUUUCCAGAAUAUGAACCAAUUUGUAUAAUAUCACAUAUAGGUGAUAAUAUCGACUCUGGACAUUACAUAAGCUUUGUAAAGCACGAAGGCAAUUGGUUUUAUUACGAUGAUAUGAAUGUAAAAUUACUUUCCGAUGAUGAAGUUUUUAAAUGCAUUCAAAGUAACGCCUAUGUAAUUUUCUAUCAAGACACUCGACUUAAUGAAAAUCUUAAUAUUACAAUUGAUCAAAAAAGCAAAAAGGAAAGUAUUACUUGUUAACAGUAAAUACGUGUAUAA